GGGCUCGGUGGUGAGUCCUCGGGAAGCCGCGAGGUCCGAGUCCGGGACUCUUUGUGAUGGCUCUGCCUUCUCAGGCCCUGUUCAUCCCCAGAAAGAAGAGGAAAUGACUGAGUCCCAGGGAACAGUGACAUUCAAAGAUGUGGCUAUUGACUUCACCCAGGAAGAAUGGCAGCAGUUGGAUCCUGCUCAAAGGAACCUGUACCGGAAUGUGAUGCUAGAAAAUUAUAACAACUUAAUCACAGUGGGCUAUCCAUUCACCAAACCUGAUGUGAUUUUCAAGCUGGAACAAGAAGAAGAACCCUGGGUGGUAGAGGAAGAAGUGUUAAGGAGACACUGUCCAGGAGAAAUAUGGGGACUUGAUGAGCAUCAUAAUAUCCAGCACAGACUUUUGACACAACUUGAAGAUAAAGUCACAAAAACACUGACUGAAGGAAAAGUCAAUGAAUGGCAUAAGAAAUUUGCAAAUGCAUUUUCUCCAAACUCAGACUUUUUUCCUUCCAGUCACAAUCUCUAUGAUUGUAACUUAUUUGGAAAGUGUUUAGAACAUAAUAAUUUUGACUGUCAUAAUAAUGAAAGAAUCCUUAUAAGAAAGGGAUACUGUGAAUAUAGUGAACCUAUAAAGUCAUUUGGCAAUAGCUCAUCUCAUUUUGUAAUAACCCCCUUUAAGUGUAAUCAUUGUGGAAAAGGAUUCAGUCAAACCUUGGAUCUUAUCAGACACCUGAGAAUUCAUACUGGAGAAAAACCUUAUGAAUGUAAAAAAUGUAGAAAAGCCUUCAACCACAAGGAAAAACUUCUUAAACAUCAUAAAAUUCACAGUAGGGAGCGGUCUUAUGAGUGUAACGAAUGUGGGAAAUCUUUCAUUAAAAUGUCAAAUCUCAUUAGACAUCAAAGAAUUCAUACUGGAGAGAAACCCUAUGCAUGUAAAGAGUGUGGGAAAUCCUUCAGCCAAAAAUCAAAUCUCAUUGAUCAUGAAAAAAUUCAUACUGGAGAGAAACCUUAUGAAUGUAAUGUGUGUGGAAAAGCAUUCAGCCAGAAGCAAAGCCUCAUUGCACAUCAGAAAGUUCAUACUGGAGAAAAACCUUAUGCAUGUAAUGAAUGUGGUAAAGCGUUCCCUCGAAUUGCAUCCCUUGCCCUUCAUAUGAGAAGUCAUACAGGAGAAAAACCUUAUAAAUGUGAUAAAUGUGGAAAAGCCUUCUCUCAGUUUUCCAUGCUUAUUAUACAUGUGAGAAUUCAUACAGGUGAGAAACCCUAUGAAUGUAAAGAAUGUGGAAAAUCCUUUUCUCAAAGCUCAGCCCUUACUGUACAUAUGAGAAGUCAUACUGGUGAGAAACCCUAUGAAUGUAAGGAAUGUAGAAAAGCCUUCAGCCACAAGAAAAACUUCAUUACACACCAAAAGAUUCAUACUAGAGAGAAACCUUAUGAAUGUAAUGAAUGUGGAAAAGCAUUCAUUCAGAUGUCAAAUCUCAUUAGACACCAGAGAAUUCACACUGGAGAAAAACCCUAUAUAUGUAAGGAAUGUGGCAAAGCCUUUAGCCAGAAAUCAAAUCUCAUUGCUCAUGAAAAAAUUCAUUCUGGAGAGAAACCCUAUGAAUGUAAUGAAUGUGGUAAAGCCUUCAGCCAAAAGCAAAAUUUUAUUACACAUCAGAAAGUUCACACUGGAGAGAAACCAUACGAUUGUAAUAAAUGUGGUAAAGCCUUCUCUCAGAUUGCAUCCCUUACGCUUCAUCUGAGAAGUCACACAGGGGAAAAGCCUUACGAAUGUGAUAAAUGUGGGAAAGCCUUCUCUCAGUGCUCAUUGCUUAAUUUGCAUAUGAGAAGUCAUACAGGUGAGAAGCCCUAUGUGUGUAAUGAAUGUGGAAAAGCUUUCUCUCAAAGAACCUCCCUUAUUGUACACAUGAGAGGUCAUACAGGUGAAAAACCCUAUGAAUGUAAUAAAUGCGGAAAAGCCUUCUCCCAAAGUUCAUCCCUUACUAUACAUAUACGAGGUCAUACAGGUGAGAAACCCUUUGACUGUAGUAAAUGUGGAAAAGCCUUCUCUCAGAUCUCAUCACUUACGCUUCAUAUGAGAAAACAUACAGGUAAAAGCCUUAUCAUUGUAAUGAGUGUGGUAAAGCUUUCAGCCAAAAGUCACACCUUGUUAGACAUCAGAGAAUUCAUACUCAUUAGAAAUAGAAACACUAUGAAUAUUUGAAUAUGGAAAAGACUUCAGUAGGUAUUAACACCUCCUUGCACAUUACAUAAUUGGUUCUAGAGUGGAAAUCUUAAUGCGAGAAAGCCUAUUGAAGAAGUCACAUUUACGGAACAAUUCUUACCAAGGUUACAAAUUGUAUAAUGAAAAAGCUUAUCAUCAAAAACCUUUAGACAUCUAUUGAUAAUAUUCUCCCUAAAACUAGAAAUAAGAUAUCUGCUUAUCAACAUGAUAUUUGAGCUCCUAGCCAAUGGAUUAGCAAAAAAAGGAAGAUUGGGAAAAAAGAGAAACUAUAAAAAUAGCCUUUUUUAUGAGAAAUAAUUAGAAAGUGUGUUGAUAUGAAAUAUCUCAGAAUAAACAAGGCAUUAUAUAUAGUUAUAAAACAUUUCAAAGGACACAAAAAAACACCUUAAAAUUUAGAAAAAUAACACUCUGAAAAGACUUAACAUUAUAAAAUAUAUAAAUUGUUUCUCAAAUCUCUAAGUUUAUAAAGUACUUCAACUCAGCAUUCACCAGUUAGUUAUACUUUAAGAAUUUCAAACUGAUUCAAAAUUUUAUAUUUUAAUGUAAAUGACUACACAUGGUUGAAGAAAAUGUGAAAAGUAAAACAAAGACAGUCACUAGAUAUCACAUACUUAAAGCUGGUGUAAUUUAAACAGUGUGUUCUUCAUGAGUAAACAAAUCAGUGGAAACAAAUCGAGGAUUGUAGGAAAGAGAAGUGGGAAUUUUGUAUAUGAUAGUGCUAUGGAAAUAAUUGAAGAAAAGAUAGCCUAUUCAAUAAAUGGAAGACAUAUUAAUGAAAAAUUAUAUACAUAUAUACAUAUAUAAAUUAAAAUCCAAGUAGAUUGAAGAACAGAAUAUAAAAAGCAAAUUCUUAAACUAUAACGAAAUAUUUUAGAGUAACAGGAUUUCUUUAAAAACAAAUAUGGAAUAAUCAAUUCUAUUUUGGUUUAUUGGUUUCAGAGGCACCCACACAUGUCCACAAAGAUAUGUCUGUCUACUAUGUCUAGGAUGUUCACUGCAUCAUGGUUUGUAUUACUCUAAAUUAGAUAUAAAUUUCUAUUAGUAGAGGGGUAAAUCCAUAUGAUGUGAUUAUUUCUGUGAUAGAGUACAGUAUUUAGCAAAUACAAAUUUGACAUAGAGAUACAGGGAUAGAGCACAGUAUAUAAUAAGUAAAAAGUACAAUAAAAUAUAUUUGUGUAAAUAUUAUAAAAUAAUGCAAAGAACAGUACUUCGUUUACCAUGGAUCCAUAUAUGACCAUGGGUCCCACUUUCAGGAAGUGAAAAAGGUUUGGAGGGAGUAGUUAUAUUUAUCUGUAAUAUUUCUUAAAGAAUGAAACAAAUAUGACAGGUACCAUCUGGUUGUAAAAAUUAUGUUGCUUUUUGGGGGAUAUUCUUUUUUGCCUUUCUUUAUUACCCAUUUCUCUAAAAAAGAAUCAAAUGGGUUCAAGAAACCUAGACCUAUAGAAACCAGUUUUAAAUGGAUUCUUAUUUUUUAUUAGAUACUAACACUUACAGAAAAUUUUCUUUGCUAUUACACAAACCAAACCUGAAUUAAAAUGCUUUGCUUACCAUGUCCUUAUAAUGUUAGGGUAAUAAAAAUCAGUAUCUAACAUUUGUUUGAGGCCAUUUUUUUUUUUAAUUUUAAUUUUUAUUACAAACAAGUAUUUUUCUAGUUGAAAGUAGUAAAGAAACAAAAAUAAUUCAGUUGUUGGGAUAACUGAUUCUACAUUUGGGUGAAAAAAAUCUACAUUUGGGUUGGUUUCGGAUUGAGAGGAAGAGAUCAUUUGUGCAUACUAUAAAAAGUGAUUCUAACAUGUCAAGCCAAGGAUAGUUACCAACAUAAGAGUAGAAGCGAUUUUAAUGUACCUCAACAAAGGUUUCUUUGGAUUCUGGAUCUUUAAGUGGGGAUGCAGGUGCUGGCAAUUUAAAUGUGUCAUGUAAGGACUCAGUGGAUGUGAAAGGUCACUUCCUGUACCACAGCUGUUCUACAAUGAGGCCUUUCAAGUAUUUUUGGUACUCAGAUUUCCUUGUCUAUGAAUAGUCCAUUUAUAUGUUUUGUCUAUUUUUUUCUACUGGGACUUCCAAAAAAUGUUUUUAUUUAGAAAUAGAUUUAUAGAAAGCUGUAGAAGUAACACCAUAUAGUACUAUUUAGUUUGUGUACCUUACAACCAGUUUUCCCUAAUGGUAAUAUCUUGCAUUACUAUAGUACAGUAUCGAAUUUGACACUGGUACAAUCCACAGAACUUACUAUAUUUCACUGGUUUUACAUGCACUUGUGUAUGUGUGGCUAUACAAUUUUAUCUCGUGUAAAUUUGUGUAACUACCACCACAUCAAGAUAAAGAACUUGCAGUGUCACAGAGAUCCCUUAUUCUAUCCCUUUGUAGUUGUCUCCAUUCUUUCACUGCCUGCUCCCCACUCCUAAACCCUGGCAACCAUUAACCUAUUCUCUAUAAUUUUGUCAUACAAAGAGUGUUUUAUAAAUGGAAUCAUACGCUAUAGAACCUUUUGAGAUUGGCUUUUUUUCACUCGACAUAAUUCCCUUGAGAUCAAUCCCAGUUUUUCAGGUACAAUAAUUUAUUCCUUUGGGGUGGGGGGUGUUUUCCAAGUAAAGAUAUACCACGAUUUCUUUAAUCAUUCAGCCAUUGAAUGACAUUUGUGUUGUUUCCAACUUUUGGUUAUUACAAAUAAAACUGCUAUGAACAUUUGCCAUCUUA
Messenger RNA from Pteropus alecto (black flying fox), 4906 nucleotides. RefSeq names its product zinc finger protein 569. Lineage: Eukaryota; Metazoa; Chordata; Mammalia; Chiroptera; Pteropodidae. The record is from RefSeq and is a predicted model, not a curated record. Gene Ontology annotation, biological process: regulation of DNA-templated transcription.